Messenger RNA from Budorcas taxicolor (takin), 802 nucleotides. RefSeq names its product leucine zipper protein 2 (gene LUZP2). The coding region runs from base 8 to 802 and encodes 264 amino acids. Lineage: Eukaryota; Metazoa; Chordata; Mammalia; Artiodactyla; Bovidae. The record is from RefSeq and is a predicted model, not a curated record. The transcript has 9 exons.
AGAACAAAUGAAGGCUCUCCAGGAGGCCCUGGAAAGUCAGCUUAAGGAGACAGCUGACAAAGCAGAAAAACAACAGGCUACUAUUAAUUUUCUAAAGACUGAAAUGGAAAGAAAGAGCAAAAUGAUUCGCGAUCUCCAGAAUGAGAAUAAAAGCUUGAAACACAAACUGUUGUUUGGAAACAAGCUAUGUGGCCUGCAUGCAGAAGAGUCAAAAAAAGUUCAAUCCCAGCUGAAGGAACUUCGUUAUGGGAAGAAGGACUUAUUAUUUAAGGCCCAACAGCUUACCGAUCUGGAACAAAAAUUAGCUGUAGCGAAAAAAGAACUGGAGAAAGCAGCUCUUGACCGGGAGUCACAGCUGAAAGCAAUGAAAGAGACUGUACAACUCUGCCUCUCAACUGUUUUCCGUGAUCAGCAUCCUCCCCAUUUGAAUCCCUUCAGGCCAUAUCGAACUCAGAUAUCAGUCCCAACCAUGAUAAGUGACUCGAGGACUGCAUAUGUAAGCACAACAGCCAAGCCUCAAGAAGUCACUACUGAAGUCAAUGAAACCCCGCAAAUUGAGACUACAAAGGAAGAGGUUCUACUCCGUACCCCUGAGUGCGACUCUCAAAUUCUUUUUCAGGAGAGCACGGCCUGUUCUACGAAGCAUGAUGAAAAUCUUCCAAACAAUGACACUGCGGAAUCAUCACCUGUCCCACAGGAUGAACCAGUGCCUCCUUGUACUGAAUGUGAUGAGGAAAAAAAACCAGAAAAUCAAAUGACUGACACCAAAGGGACAGCAAAUAGAGAAAAAAAAUUACUGUAA